Molecule: messenger RNA, 1835 nt
Organism: Heteronotia binoei (common prickly gecko)
Lineage: Eukaryota; Metazoa; Chordata; Lepidosauria; Squamata; Gekkonidae
Gene: LMF1
Product: lipase maturation factor 1
Exons: 11
Coding region: 1-1677 (558 amino acids)
Biological process (GO): protein maturation
Cellular component (GO): endoplasmic reticulum membrane
Source: RefSeq, a predicted model, not a curated record
AUGGCGGCGAGCGGCGGGGGGCUGCGGAGGCGGCGCGGGGGGGAGGCGGCGGAGGAGGGGGUCCUCCAGGCUCCCUUGCAGCCCCCGCCGCCGGCCCUGCUGCGCCCGGGCACCUUCUGGCUGGCGCGCCUGGCGCUCCUGCGCGCCACCGCCGCCCUCUACUUUGUCGCUUUUUUGGUGGCUUACCACCAAAACAAGCCACUGAUCGGCGAGAAAGGCCUUUUGCCGGCCAGGCUGUUCUUGGAGAACGUCAAGCGCUACUUCAAAGGGAAGAUCAACUUGGAGGCUUUGAGCUUCGCCCCGACUCUGAUCUGGUUCCUGGACUGGUCCAGCAUAGACAUGAUCCUGGAUGGCUUCGCGUUGGCCGGCUUGGCCGUUGCAGUGUUUGUCUUGGUGACCGGCUGUGCCAACAUGAUCCUCAUGACCGCUCUGUGGGCGCUCUAUCUCUCUCUGAUCAACGUCGGACAGAUCUGGUAUUCCUUUGGGUGGGAAUCGCAGCUUCUCGAAACAGGUUUCUUAGCCAUCUUCCUGUGCCCCUUUUGGACGCUCUCCCAGUUGCCGAGACGCACCCCUCCUUCCCGCAUCGUCAUCUGGGGUUACCGGUGGCUUAUCUUCAGAAUCAUGCUGGGAGCGGGAUUGAUUAAAAUUCGUGGGGAUCGCUGCUGGAGAGAGUUAACUUGCAUGAACUACCAUUACGAGACUCAGCCUGUCCCCAACCCCCUUGCCUUCUACAUGCACCGGUCGCCUUGGUGGUUCCAUCAGUUCGAGACCCUCGUCAACCACUUCAUUGAGCUGGUGGUACCGUUCUUUAUCUUCCUGGGGAGGCGCAUGUGCAUCUUUCAUGGGGUUCUGCAGAUACUCUUCCAGGUGCUCCUCAUCAUUAGCGGAAACCUGAGCUUCCUGAACUGGUUGACCAUGAUCCCCAGCCUCGCUUGCUUCGACGACGCCUCCUUGGGGUUUCUUUUCAGCUCCAGAGACAAAUCCGUCAAGGCCCAAGUCCUGGUGAUGCAAAAGGAAGAGUCAAAAGAAAAAGGAUCAGCUUUGCCAUAUGGCUGCUACAUCCGCAGAGUAGUGAACAUAUCUUUUGGGGUCCUGAUCGCCUGUCUGAGCGUUCCAGUGGUGGUGAAUCUGCUGAGCUCCCGCCAAGUCAUGAACACUUCCUUCAAUCCCCUCAGGAUAGUCAACACCUACGGGGCAUUCGGAAGCAUCACCAAAGAGAGAACCGAGGUCAUCAUUCAAGGGACAUCCAGCCUGGAUCCCAGCGACCCGGCUGCAGUUUGGGAGGAGUACGAGUUCAAGUGUAAACCCGGGGAUGUGCACCGGAGGCCCUGCUUCAUCAGUCCUUAUCACUAUCGUCUGGAUUGGCUCAUGUGGUUUGCUGCCUUCCAGACCUACGAGCAGAACGAAUGGAUCAUCCACUUGGCGGGAAAGCUGUUGGCCAACGAGAAGGAAGUCUUGUCCCUGAUGGCCUUCAGUCCCUUUGAGGGCAAGGCACCUCCCAGAUGGGUCCGUGGAGAGCAUUUCCGGUACAAGUUCAGCCGGCCAGGAGGGAAGCAUGCCGGAGAUGGAAAGUGGUGGAUCCGGAAGAGGAUCGGGCCCUACUUCCCGCCUGUCAACCUGGAGGGUCUGAGGAAAUAUUUCGAGGCCCGUCAGUGGCCUCUCCCGUCACCGAACUGACACGCAGGUCUUGGCAACAGAGACGUGUACACCCCACCCCGGUCUUCCAGACUGUCCUUUUUUAUUACCCAUCUCUCCUUCCUCUGAAAAUGUUUCGCAGUAAAGUAUGCAGAGCAGGAGAAUACACUGGUUUGCCUCUGCUUCCAUUUGGUCUUGAA